AUGGCUCCAAAGUGGUUCUCGCAAAGCGAUGACAACUCAACCUUGUACUCAAAUACAUUGACUUCGACUACGACCGACCGAACGCUCAAAAAAACGUCACGUCUGUCAGCAACAUUUGGCCCCGACUCUAGACCAUGGAACUUGAUGAGCUCUUCCUCUGACCGCAGUUCGUCGUCUUCGAGAAAACGGCUGUCACUGUUCGGCGCUCGUAACUCCACAGCCUCGUCAGCGGACGUUUUUUCAUCUGGUCAUUCUUCGCCUCGAGAUUCCGCUUUCGUCCCUCCUGGUCGAUCCGAAAUUUCCCUCCGUCCUGAAUCUCGCUUCAGCAUUGAUUCCAAGUCGACAACCAUCGCCGUGCCACCUACGGACAGCUGGCGCUCGUCUAUCUUUUCCCUCAGGCGUUCGUCCAAAGCUUCGAGGGGCCUGGAAUCCAAAGAUGAAACUCUGAUGAGAUGGCUGCGUAGUGACAGUCGUACAUCGAGCUGGAGACGUGAGUCCACUGAUGGUGACAGGGAGCAUGAGAAGAAGAACAUCUCGGCUCCCUUCAACUUCCAGCAUGUCACACAUACACAGCAGGAACAGCUACCACAAUUAGCAUCCGUGACUGAUAGCGAGCUUGUCUCGGAAUUUUGGGCCGCUUCAGCCUUUCAAGCGCCUAGAAGCGAACUUCGCGGAAUCAAAGCAGAUCCUGUUGACAGCAGCUACCGUGUUCGCGCAAAUGAGAGGAGACCAUCUACCGCUUCGUCCGUUCGCUCCGAGUCCUUUGCACUCAGACACCGCGGGUCGAGCUUCACAUCAUCGGUCCAUGAACUCGACAGCACUCCUCGUACUCCUUGCGAAGUCGAGUCCCCUGUGGAUGAGAGAGCACGCUCAUUGUCUCUCAGCUCAAGAACACACAGCUUCUCCCGACUGGACCUCCCCUCGCGGGAAAGAUUGGCUGCCUUGGGAGCUGAGCAAAGGGAGCCACCUACCAUGAUUCAUCCGGCUCUGCGUGCACAAUCGACACCCCCUACAGUAGAACGCACAUCCAGUCAGCCUCAGAUCUUCGAACUACCUGGUACCAGUCUCGAGUCAGUACCUGAAGAGAUGGAAGGUUGCGGACCCAGUCCAGCAAAAGCUCCCCGAGCAAAAGCCAUGCUUGACUUAUCACCCCUCGCAUCUCCCNAAGCUCUCUCCGAACUCAUCACCAUCCCUCAGUUCGACUGCUCGUCAAAAAAACGGUCUGGUAUUCACACCUUUUCCCGUUNNGGCAACGCAUUUGCACAAGCACAUGGAGGCUCCGGUGCCGAAGUACCUAGAACCUCUUCCGAGAGUCGACUCUCUUUCAGUGUCGAUGGCAACGUACCCAGCUUGACUUCUGGUGAAUCCUGGGAGAACGAUAUUGAUUUCUGCUACCUAGUCGAGGCUGAAUCAUCUUGUGACUUUGACUGGGAGUCGGUAAGAUCGAGCCGCAAAGGUUCCGCCUCUUCAGCUCGUAGAGACUCGACUACCAGUGUCUCUAUGCAACGCGCCUCGUACUGUGAUCCGCCACGCCGAGCAAGCAUCAAGUCGCAGCCUGAUGUCGAAGCACUUUUCGCGGAUUUCGAUGGCAGCUCGAACUUUGUCAAGGAACAAACUCGACACGACUCACCUCAGAUGUCUGUCUCGCGUGCUGACUUGAGCCCGAUCUUGGAAUCACCUUCCAAAAUCCCGACCACCGAUAGCAGCUCCGAGACGGUCAGUCCGACGAAACCUGCCCACACUCGCUCCAUCUCCUUGGAUGAUAACGUCAAGCGUGGCCGCAGCUUGGAUAGAAGUGCACGCUGGUCGAUCGCGUCACCGCUGUGUCUCCCUGAAGAUGCCAAGCAACGCGGCAUCACCUUCACACAUCCUGUGUACAAGUCACGAGCAGUUCGCAUGUCGGUUCCUGCAGGCUUCGCUGCCNCUCCACUCCCGCCCCCAAAAACAGCCCUCCCACCAUUGCCCGCACAGCAGCCAGCGAAGCCUGUCUCCCCACCUGUUUCACCUACCUCAACAUGGCCCAGCUCUUUCCCAACCAUGCGCAGACCUUCUUCUGCACAGGAUCGCGCCAUCCUCCAAGCUGCUGGACGCUUUGUCAGGAAUGGACGUGCAUCAAGCAGACCCGUGACACCAAGCCGUCUUUCGCAUGUCCAACACGCCAUGCGUACCUCAUCUUCCGUAGCCAUGGACUCGCCCACUUCGCCCAAGACAACAGUUAGCACUGAUUGCAACUACGGUGGAGUUUUGCCUACUCCACCCAUGUCCCCACCCGAGCAACAUCAAGGCUUCCAAGAAUACCCAGCUUGGAUAUAA
Molecule: messenger RNA, 2313 nt
Organism: Aureobasidium musti
Lineage: Eukaryota; Fungi; Ascomycota; Dothideomycetes; Dothideales; Saccotheciaceae
Source: the annotation of a GenBank genome assembly